AUGCCUUCUCUCUCCAGCAUCGUGGCCCUCGUCGCCGGCGUCUCGUCGGCCAGCGCUGGUGCCUUCCAGGGCUUCAACUACGGAGCCUCGUACGGUGACGGUACCGUCAAGGUCCAGUCCAACUUCGAGGACGAGUUCAAGGCCGCCCUCAACCUCCCCGGCACCAACAAGGCCUUCAACAGCGCUCGCCUGUACACCAUGAUCCAGGGCGAAGAGGGCACGGAGCCCAUCUCGGCCAUCCCCGCCGCCAUCAAGACCAAGACCAGCCUGCUCUUCGGUCUCUGGGCCUCGGCCGGUGACGAGAGGUUCAGCAACGAGGUCUCGGCCCUCAAGAACACCAUCGGGCAGUACUGCAGCCAGCUCGACGGCCUCGUCGCCGGCAUCUCGGUCGGCUCCGAGGACCUCUACCGCGACUCCCCCACCGGUCAGAAGAACGGCGAGAACCCCGGCGCCGGCCCCGACGUCCUGGUCGGCUACAUCAAGCAGGUCCGCGAAGCCGUCAAGGGCACCUGCCUGAGCGACGUCCCCAUCGGCCACGUCGACACCUGGGACGCCUACGUCAACAGCACCAACCAGCCCCUCAUCGAGGCCUGCGACUGGCUCGGCAUGGACACCUACCCCUACUUCGAGGACACCAAGGCCAACGGCGUCAGCAACGGCAAGGCCCUCUUCGACGCCGCCCUCGCCAAGGCCAAGGGUGUCGCCGGCGAGCGCGAGGUCUGGAUCACCGAGUCCGGGUGGCCGGUCUCGGGUGACAAGUCCGGACAGGCCAUCGCCUCCACCAAGGGCGCCCGCCAGUACUGGGUCGACGUCGCCUGCCCCCUCUUCGGCCAGACCAACACGUGGUGGUACACCCUCCAGGACGCCGUCCCCACCACCCCCAGCCCCAGCUUCGGCGUCCUCGGCAGCGACCUGAAGGGCGCGCCCCUCUACGACCUCUCCUGCAGCAAGGAGGCCUCGUCCACGUCUGCUACCUCGUCCACCGCCUCCUCCUCGGCCACCUCGGCUGCCGGCUCCGACGCCGCCAAGAACGGCGGCUCUUCCUCCGCCGGCUCUGGCUCUGGCUCUGGCUCCGGCUCCGGCUCCGGCUCCGGCUCCGGCUCGACCGCCACCUCUGCUGCCCAGAAGGCCGACGGCUCCGCCGCCUCUGCCACCCUGACCAGCGUCGUCGGCAAGGCCACCCCCUGGGGCUCGGGCGUCGUCAGCCCUGCCCCCUUCCCCACCUACGUCAGCGGUUCCGGCAGCGGCAACGGCACGACGCCGUCUAACGGCACCGUCACCUCGGGCGGCAGCGGCUCCGGCUCCGGUGCCACUUCCAACUCUGGUUCCGGCUCCGGCUCCGGCUCCGGCUCCGGCUCGUCGUCCGUUCCCGAGAGCAUUGCCGGCAAGGUCAACUCCUUCAGCGCCGCUGUUGUCGCCAUAGUCCUCGCCGUUGGCAUCCUGUAA
Messenger RNA from Geosmithia morbida, 1446 nucleotides. RefSeq names its product glucan endo-1,3-beta-D-glucosidase. Gene Ontology annotation, biological process: cell wall organization. The coding region runs from base 1 to 1446 and encodes 481 amino acids. Gene Ontology annotation, molecular function: 1,3-beta-glucanosyltransferase activity; glucan endo-1,3-beta-D-glucosidase activity. Gene Ontology annotation, cellular component: cell surface; fungal-type cell wall; extracellular region. The record is from RefSeq and is a predicted model, not a curated record. Lineage: Eukaryota; Fungi; Ascomycota; Sordariomycetes; Hypocreales; Bionectriaceae. The transcript has a single exon.